ACCGAAGGAGCGCAGGAAAACAGCGGAACUGUCUGGAGCGCUGGAAAACUGAGUGAUGGAUGGUAGCGUGAAGGAGGGAGGCGGGGAGGAACACAGAACGGCGAGUUCCCCAGAAGAUGACAAGGCCACGGAGGGGUCAGAUGCCCCUGACGCCGCAGAAGACUCGGGAGCCACUGUUUCUAUGCCCGGGCGUGGCUCAGAGGAGCAGGCAGAGGCAGGGACAGAGCAGACCGUGUCCCACUCCCUCAUGGGGACGAGCGGAGCAGAGCUGGCUCACCUGGAGGCCAGUGCAUCUGAGCAGGUUUUAUCCCUGCCGCUGCCCCCGUACCCCUCCCAGCUGUCCUCCGCCAACCGCGGGACCGAGCUGAUGCCCUACGAGGACGAUGAGGGGGACGGGGGUGUGGAGGACCUGGUGGUGCUGGAUCCAGAACAUCCCCUGAUGAAAAGGUUCCAGGCCGUCCUGAAGACUCAUCUCAGCAAGCAACUCGAGAGACUCAACCUGGACUUACGGGAGAAAUUGGCCAUGGAGAAGUCGGAGGCGUCUCAGCGCGAGGCGCUGGGCGUGGAGCUGUACUCCGUGCAGCUGGAGCUGGCGCGGCUGCAGGCGCAGCUGGAGGCCCAGCACGAGGCCAACAUGCAGGCCAACACGCAGCACCGCCAGGCCCUGCAGCAGCUGGAGGUCGUCAGGGGCCAGCACCUCAGCACCAACAGCCAGACCACCAAGCAGCGCGCCAGGGUGACGCAGCUGCAGGCGGAGGUGGAGAGCGUGGCCAGCCGGCUCUUCUACAUGAAGGAGGUGAGCGACGACCUGCGCUCCGACAUCGCCGUCAUGAAGAAUGCCUCGCGCAAGGCCGGCGCCGAGAAGACAGAGGCUGAGGAGCUGAAACAGAAGCAGGAUCUGUAUGUGGAGCGGCUGACUAAGAACGUGGAGCGUCUGACGGAGGAGAUUGGCAUGUACGAGGUGCAGACAGUGGCCCAGACGCAGGAGACACAAGCCGCCAAGGAGGCCCUGGGAGAGGCUCAGUUGGAGAUGGAUGCUCUUCAGGUGGAGCGUAAGCAGCUGAUGCAGCAGUGGAACAGCAGCCUGGUGGGCAUGAGGAAGAGAGACGAAGCCUAUACCGCCAUGCAGGAUGCACUACUGCAGGCCAACCACGAGGUGCACUCGCUGGACACGGAGAUCGAGGGCUUCAAGAAGUCCAUCACGGCCGAGGAGGAGCGCAACGAGCUGCUGACCGUGCUGCUCAACCGCGCCCAACUGGACGGCGCCACCUGGCGCAAGCUGAUUGGCCAGUGCCAGAGCCAGCAGGAGGCGCUGCACUCGCAGUACAGCACCUACACGCGCAUGCUGCACGAGCACGAGAGCUCCCUCUCCAGACUUAACGUGGAGAGUAGUGUUCGCCAGUCGGAGGUGAUGGGCCUGAGGAAGCAGCUGGAGAAGGAGUCGAGUGUGCGUCUGGCUCUGGAGGAGCGGAUCGUGGCCAAGCUCCAGGAGCAGUUCACCCACGACCAAGCAGCCAAGUACUCCAAGCGGCUCACCGGCAAGAUGGCCACCCACAAGAGGGAGCUGGAGUCUCAGCUGUCGGUGGUGGAGAACGAGCUGGCCGGCCUGAGCCUAUCGGCCAGCGAGGCGGAGCAGCGCGUGGAGACGCAGGCGCGCGUCCUGGCCGAGCAGGAGCAGGAGAUCUCGCGCCGCCACGCCCUGCUCUCCGCCAGCGAGGCCCAGGUGGCCAAGCAGGUCACCGUCAUCGAGCGCAAGCAGGCCACCAUCAACCUCUACAACAAGCGCAUACAGCAGAUCGUGGCAGCUACUGGGCACGAGGACCUGGGUCCGCUGGAGAUCCGGGCCUCCACGCUGAGCAAGGAGCUGGAGGAGGUGGCGUCGGAGAUGAAGGAGCAGCAGCAGUUCUGGCUCUGGCAGCAGGGAGAGCUGGUGAGGCUGUCCCAGGAGAAGCAGACGCAGAGCACCGAGCUGCACAAGCUGCAGACGCAGUACACCAUCCUGCAGCAGAGGAAAGUCCGCACCGAGAGUGAGAUUGAGCAGGAGCGUCGCGAGCAGUCGGAGCUGGAGAGGCACAUGAAAGGUCUCCGCGGCGACAUGCUGAAGCUCAACUCCCUGCUGAGCGACAACAGCCAGCUCAGGCAGGCCCUGGAGCAGGGCAACGUGCUGAUGGAAAACGAGUUCCUCACAAGACUCAAGGAGGCUGAGCGGGACGCCAUCGACAUGCAGAUGCAGCUGGAGAAGAUCCAGGAGGAGAAGGAGAGACUCCUCAACAGUCUGGUGGAGGCAGAGCGUCAGGUGAUGCUGUGGGAGAAGAAGAUUCAGCUGGUGAGGGAGACGCGUCUGGCUGUGGACUCAGAGGUGGGCCAGGGGGACAUCAAGGCCAUGAAGACAGAAAUACACCGCAUGGAGGUGCGCUACACCCAGCUCCUGAAGCAGCAGGAGCAGCUGUUGCGGGACAUGGAGUCUGCGGUGGAGCGGCGCGAGAGCAUCGUGCUGCGGAGCGAGGCCCAGGCACGCUUCCAAGGCCAGCGCAAGCCCACCACCAACACCGACUUGCACAACAUACUGUUAGGACUCAGGCGCAAGACCACCGAGACACACAAGCAAGCGGAGGAGUGUGACGGCGUGCUGGAGGAUCUGAGGGCGUCUCAGGACUCCCUGAGCGGGCAGCUGAGGGAGAAGCAGCAGUACCUGACGGAGCUCUGCAGCGCCAGCACCGUGCUGGCAGACGACCUCAACAACCUCCAGGACUCCAAGAGCAAGAACCUGGCCCGGUUGGUGGCUCUGCAGGGUCGCACUAAGCAGCUGGUGGCAGUGCGCGAGGGUCGCUACACGCCGCUGGCGUCGGGCGAGGCCCCGCUGUCCGCCGCCCUGCAGAGGGAGCAGGAGAGGCUGGCCGGGGUGGCCACCGUGCUGCAGCGCAUCUGCCACCACAUGCCCCAGCACCAGGGGGCGCUCCGGCGCAUCACGCUGGCACUCAGCCCCCACGUCCAGCAGAGCCAGUGAGGAAGGGGAGCCGGAGCCUUGGGGAGGGGAUGGGGAAGGAUGUGGAGGGGGGAAGGUUAUAUCAAGGGAAGGGAGAGGAGAGGGAUGGGAUGGGAGGAGAGAAGGAGAGAGGAAAGAGGGGAAACAUAGUUCCUUUGAGGAGGAGAAGGGGUGGGUGGAAGUUUAGUAUGGGAAGGGAGAUAUUAUGGAAUAUUAUAUAAAAUGUAGAAAUAAAUGGGGGUUCUUAUGUGGUAGGGGGUUGGUAAAGAGCCAGUGAGGAAUGGGAGCAGGGGCAAGGGGAUGGGGAGGGGAGUGGAGAAGAGGAGAGGGGAAUAACUAUGGAAUGGUAGAAAAGAGAGAUUAGGUAUAGUAUGGAGUGGAAGGACAGGCAAAUACAGGGGAUACUGUAGUGAGAGGGUCGGUAAGGGGGAUCAUGGAAAAAAUCUAUUUUUGAUUUUGGUUUGGUUUCUCAGGACUUGAUCCACUCAGGGCAUCAUAUGGGCCAGCUGGUCAGCAGUGGUUUGAAUUUUUUUGCAACAAAUAUUAUACAUGAAAUAUGAACUAUUAUUAAUAAUAAAAUGAUGAAGCAUGA
Engraulis encrasicolus (European anchovy) is the source of this 3578-nucleotide messenger RNA. It is a transcript of the gene ccdc40, whose product is annotated as coiled-coil domain 40 molecular ruler complex subunit. Gene Ontology annotation, cellular component: cytoplasm; cilium. Gene Ontology annotation, biological process: heart looping; axoneme assembly; epithelial cilium movement involved in determination of left/right asymmetry. The coding region runs from base 56 to 3007 and encodes 983 amino acids. NCBI's taxonomy places the organism in Eukaryota, Metazoa, Chordata, Actinopteri, Clupeiformes, Engraulidae. The transcript is spliced from 19 exons. The record is from RefSeq and is a predicted model, not a curated record.